AUGGCACUCGCAGAAAUUGAUCAGUCGCCUUUCGAGCACCUGUUCGACUUAGAAAGCAUGCCCGCGUGCCCUGACAAUGGAGACAUAGACGCGGCAGUCGAUUCGUUUCUCAAUCUCCCUGCCGCAGCCUUUCCGUGGACCCCCAGCGACAACAACGCCGGGGCCCUCAAACCCGAGGCUCCAGUAGCCGCGAAUCUUGGUGGUAAGCCCGCCGGGAAAAGCGGCGGGAAGAGCGGAAAAGCGAAGGCGAAAAAGGCGGCGCAGCGUGAGACGCAGAAGCAGCUGCUCGCGGCCAUCAUGGAGGCCCUCGCCGACUCAGACGACACCGACGAGCCGUCGUCGCCAGAAUCCCCCGCUGCCCCUUCCCCCGCCUCAGCAAAGCGCGCCAAGCAGGCUCCCGGCGACGUCGUGUCGUCCCGCCGGUUACCGCAAUUGGACAGUCUAAGCAAUAGCAGCCCCGCGAGCAGUGGUAACCCGUCGUCCGCGCUUCUCGAUUCCUUCCUCGGUCAGCUGCCGCAAGUGGAUAUGCACCUCGAUGCGAUCAUCGCCGCACUUGACGGGCCGGCAGCCGACGCGGCGCAGCCGGCGGCGGGUCAGACGGGGAGCAGCAGUGCAGCAGUGGCGCAGCCGCGGGCUCGCAAUAACGAAGCAGAGAGGGUGCUUAUGCGCAGCAGCAGCAGCAGCAGUGUGGACAGCUCCGUCGCGGAAGCCGCCGCUGCCGCCGCCGCCGCGCUAGCCGCAGGAUCGCGGAAGCGCAAGGCAUCGGAGAGCGAGGUGGUUUCCCCCGCUGCGGCCGUUGCCCCUAGCGCAGACGUGGGCAGUAACGAGGCGGAGGUUUCCCGCCAAAUGCGCCGCGCGCUUGGCGCUGCCAUCCUCCGCAGCGAGCCGUGCCCCGCGGCCGCUGCCUUUCCCACUCCCGCGCCUCCUCCGGCCGCGCUGCCAGUGGGUAGUCACGCCAACCCCGUUGGCAGGACCCUCGCCCAUCACGGACCGCUGCAAAUGCCCAUUCGCCUGCCCGCCGCUCCUUCCGCCGCGCCUUCGCCGCUAGCUUUCCCCGCGCCUGAAGCAGCAGCUUGCAUGAACAAUGACAACUCAGAUGAUGACAUGGCGGGCUUUGGCGGAAGCCCAGCGUGCGGAGGCGCCAACGGAGCGGCGGAUGACGCGGAUGAUUGGAUGCCGCGCAGCCGCGGGCGCAAGGACAGGCAGGUUGCGGGCGGGCGCAUUAAGGCGCGGAGCAUGGCGGAGAGGCAGAGGCGGGAGAGGAUCAGCGAGGGGCUGCAGAAGCUGCGGAUGGUAGUGCGCGGCCAUGGGGACACGGCCACCAUGCUUGAUAAUGCUGUCGCGUAUGUGGACGCGUUGCAGCGCCGAACAAAUGCUCGUCGCGUGCAGCUGAGUUGGCCUCUUUCGCCAAUCACUAUGGCAUCAGCACCGCAUUUGAUACUUCCCGACAACACUGACGAAUUCGUCCGCGCUGCACACGCCGCAAAUGCCGCAUUGCCGUUUGCCCCGAAGCUCGACAGCAUGGAUGGCGCUGUCGAGGAUGGCGACAUUCACGCCGCGAUCAACUCGUUUCUUGCUAUUCCCAACACCUUCUGGGACUCAUCGCUUCCUCCUUUUCUGGCGCAAGAGCCUUCGCCAACCAAUGAAUGCGCAGAGGCCGCGGGAGACGCGCUCAGAGUAAAGGCGGACGAAAGUGGAAGCAAGAGGCGUAGCGACGCGGCUGCUAGCGGUCUAACGAAUGAUAACGCGGCUUGCAUUGGCGACGCGAAAGAUGUGAAUGCGACGACGAUGUCGCAAAUUGCGGACGACAUAAAGCGAGAGGCCUCGGAGCUGCUGCGACGGAACAACGCCGACUCUGAGUCGCUCAAGCGUCGCGCGCUCGAGCGGCCUCCGCCGUGCGGCGGCAGCAACGCGAAGAAGCAGAAGCUGCAGCAGCAGCAGCGGCACAAGGCGCAGCAGAACGCCAAGAUCCUGUCGGCGCUGCUGACGGCGCUCGCGUCGCUCGACGAGUGCUCCUCCGAGGGCUCCGCGGAAGACGAAUCCGCGCCCAACACGCCGUCCCCCAAACGGCGUAAGGCGACUGGCGGAAAGGCCGCCUUGGCGGCCACCGCUGACGCGCACGGCGGGAGCGGCAAUGCGGCGGAGUCAGAGAGGCGACCGUCGUCGUCCGAGGCUCCGCGUGUGAGUGCGCAGUCGGCGCAGAACGGCAGUGCGAACGAGGCCAGCGCGGCGUCACACGGCAAGAUCUCCGCGAGGGCGGGACGCGCAGCGAGGAGCAAGGUAGCAUCGCUACCGGGGCUCACCUGGCAAGAAGGAGAGAGAAAUUCCGUUCAAGGCUUGGCGCAAGGGGCGAUGCGAGCGGCGACACACGGAGAAGGAAGGAAGGAUACGCGCGUUGAGGUAUUGGGCGACGCAUGGGGCGCCAAAGCCGAGGUCCCGAACACCCCAGGGAUUCCACAACGAGUUGGCGCGGGUAGGAGCCUUCUGGACACGUUUCUUGCUGAUCUGCCCGAGAUUGACGGGCAUCUGGACGCUGUUAUGACCUCGCUGUGCUCUGAGCCUGCUACGACUGGGUGCACAGGAGGUGCUUCGAAGGACAAUGCUGCUUGCAUUGGUGUGGAUGGACCGGAAUCUGCUUCAGCGAAGGCGCUCUCACAGCCUUCCUCCCACCUCUCUCCGCCCAAGACUCCCGUGCUAAGCCACGCACCAGGGUUUGCACAUGCGCACAGGAAGAGUCUGCCUGUUGAUGAGGCGUGCAAUAACGAGGAUGAAUGCGACGAUGAGGAUGACAGGCUGAGCACCAGCAGCAUUGAUAGCGAGGAUGCUGCGGCUGCAGCUGCGGCGGCGACAGCUCUUGCCAUGCGAACGCGGACAAGAGUGGCGGAGGAGAAUCAUGCGCCCGAACCGAAAGCAGGUGCUCUGAAUCUGGACAAUGUGGCUCAGAUGAAGCGCGGGGCAGGGCAGCGACCUCCUCCUCUGACGCUCCCUGGUGCUCUAGAACCUGUUGGUAAUGGUUCCCCAUCGUCUCUCGGCAGUCCGUUUAACCAAAUAAAAGCAAGCACACCUGGUAACGGAGAUUCGCCAUGUGCCAUGCCUCUUGGAAUUGUGACACCAUUCCUCUCUCCGAGGUAUGGUGCUGUGGGGGGGAAUGAUGUGGACGACUGGAUGCCGCGCAGCCGCGGGCGCAAGGACCGGCAGGUGGCGGGCGGGCGCAUCAAGGCGCGGAGCAUGGCAGAGAGGCAGAGGCGGGAGAGGAUCAGCGAGGGGCUGCAGAAGCUGCGCAUGGUGGUGCGCGGCCAUGGGGAUACGGCCACGAUGCUUGAUAAUGCUGUUGUGUAUGUGCAGGCGCUGCAGAGGAGAGUGACAACGCUUGAAACAAACAUGCUGCUGCACCAGGCAUCGUGCAAGAUGAAGGAAGAUGGGGUUGGCCUUGCCAGACCCUGGACGAGGCACUUGCGCAGAGCAGCGGCUGGCAAGAGAGCAGCGGCUGACAGCCCUCCCAUGCAACCCUCGGCCAUUUCCUGCAUCAUGUCCGUGUGUCCCCCGCCGCUUUUCUGCUCCCCCAGGACCCUGGACGUGGCACUGGCCACAGAGCAGCGGCUGGAGGGCAAGGAGGGCGACCUGAUAGAUGCAGUGAAGAUGUGCCAUUCCCCUUCCCUCGCUUGCACCCAUUCUCCCACUCUCCCUCUCCUCCACUCUUCACAACCUCCUAACCACCCUCCUCAUGCUCCACUUUUCCUCUACCUCUCCACUCACCCCAUCCAUUCCUGCAAGCUCCACUCCACCUGCCCCACAAGUAUCGACAUCCCACAACAUUCCGUUCCAUCCUCCUCCUCCUCCUCCAUCCUUUCACGCUUCUUCCCCCACCGCCCCAUCUCUCGUUUCCCCCUUGUCUGCCAUCACGCUCCAUCUCCAUUCAUGCCGGGCAGCAGUAGAAUCUGGGUGGUUUUGAUAAUUCUCAAAAGCGCUUCCCCUCCCACCGCCCCAUCUCUCCUCUCCCACGUGCAUCCCCACUCCAUCCGUGCCAGGCAGCAACGGCUGCUGGGUGGUUCUCAGAAGACCAGCAAACAAGCAUUCGAGGCACUGGGAUGGGAGGGGGAUUUGAUUUUCUUCUUUGGCAGGCACCAAAAGAAUCGUCUCACACUCCCAUUCGUCCCCCUCCAGGCUCUGAAGCCUUUCUCCUCCUCUCUCGCCCCUCGCCCCGCCUCUCUCUCCGGUUGGCUGGACGAAGCUCCAGGUCAGCCCCAUGCUGACGUGGCAGCCGAGGAGCUGAGGGCGCUUAGCAGGGAGGUCGAUCUGGGGGAGGUGAUGCAUACUGUGGCAGGAUUCCUCCCUACACUGAAGUUAGUAGAAGUCUGCACAGCACUCACAGUACAAGCAGGCUUCCAUGUUCUCACCCAUGACUUCCUCGUCUCACACCAUCCCAAGCCGCAGCAGAAACUGCGUUUCUUUUCCAUCCGAGCCGACUUUGUCAACUCUGCUGUCACCCUCGUCUCGCCACCUCAAGCCAGCAUACUGCUGAACGCCAAGGAGGUGCCCAACAGAACAGCCAUCGACCAGGAUCGCUCCCCGCUGGUACCAUCUGACGUCAUCAAGCUUCUGAGGCUCGGUGUGAACAUCUUGAACCUCAUUGGCCGCCUCUCAGUGCCCUACAAGCUUAUGGUGGCAGUGAUGGCAGCAUCCACCCCCUUGCUGACUUUUGCGUCCCCUCAUAAGUCCCCUCACCCCCUCUCCCCCUCUCUCCCCCUCUCUCCCCCUCUCCCCCUCUCUCCCCCUCUCUCCCCCCCUCUCCCCUCCUCCCCCCCCCAGUGCCCUACAUUUUUGUGGUGGCUGUGA
This is a messenger RNA of Closterium sp. NIES-65, 4836 nucleotides long. Lineage: Eukaryota; Viridiplantae; Streptophyta; Zygnematophyceae; Desmidiales; Closteriaceae. The record is from the annotation of a GenBank genome assembly.